Lithohypha guttulata is the source of this 777-nucleotide messenger RNA. RefSeq lists its product as uncharacterized. NCBI's taxonomy places the organism in Eukaryota, Fungi, Ascomycota, Eurotiomycetes, Chaetothyriales, Trichomeriaceae. The coding region runs from base 1 to 777 and encodes 258 amino acids. The record is from RefSeq and is a predicted model, not a curated record. The transcript has a single exon.
AUGGAGGACGGCGUUGGGCACGCCACAGCCAUCGCCUUUGCUCGUGCAGGUGCAUCUGCGAUAGCGGUGGCCGACCUGCAUGGUGUUUCGGAUGAUUCAGUGGCGAAGAUCAAAAAAGCUGCCUUGCAAGCUGGACGAGCGGCACCUUUUACUUUGGGUUAUAAAGUCGAUAUCGCGGAUCGAGACAGUGUUAUGGAAAUGCAUGACGAGAUAUCGCGUGCCUUCAAUGGGCACCUCGAUGUCGUUGUGAACAGUGCAGCCCACAUGGAACCAGAUCAACGAAUUCUGGACUCGGAUCCGGAAAUGUAUUGGCGUACAUGGGAGGUGAAUGUUCGCGGGCUCUUAAACAUGAUACAAUCGUUCCUGCCCUUGAUGCUUUCAACUCGUGAACACUACAGUGGAUUGUGUACAAUGAUCAACGUCUCGUCUUCGGGCGCUUUGAGCGCUAAACCUAGGAAUGGGAGUUAUCGAUGUUCGAAGCUUGCCGGAUUGAGGUGGACCGAGUCACUGUAUCUGGAUUAUGGUAAUGAAGGGCUUUUGACCUUCUGUGUCAAUCCUGGUGCGAUCAAAACUAGGAUCACCAAAGACGCACCAAAAGCAGUACGUGAUCUUUUGCCUGACAGUCCAGAUAUAGCUGGUGACACUAUUGUUUGGCUAGCUAGUGAGCGUAGGGAAUGGCUUGGAGGGAGGUAUGGUCCGUGGGAUAUGGAGAUAUUGGUCAGCAUGAAGGACGAUAUAGUUCAAGGAGACAAGCUAAAACUGACAAUGACACUUUGA